CAGGCGACAACCCCGAUGGACCCGCGCGUGCUGGAUGCGAUGCUUCCCUUCCUGUCCGGCCAGUUUGGAAACCCGCACUCGAAGACCCACGAGUACGGCUGGGAGGCGGAGAGUGCGUCCGAGGCGGCGCGCGAGCAGGUGGCGAGCCUCGUCGGCGCGGACAGCAAGGAGAUUGUCUUCACAUCGGGCGCGACCGAGUCGAACAACAUGGCGAUCAAGGGCAUCGCCCACUUCUACGGAGAGAAGAAGCGGCACAUCAUCACGACGCAGACGGAGCACAAGUGCGUCCUCGACUCGUGCCGCGUGCUGCAGCAGGAGGGCUUCGAGGUAGACUACCUCCCCGUCAAGCAAGACGGGCUGGUCGACCUCGAGCUGCUCCGCUCUCUCAUCCGGCCAGACACGGCGCUCGUCUCCGUCAUGUACGUCAACAACGAGAUCGGCGUCAUCCAGCCCGUCCGCGAGAUCGGCCAGCUCUGCCGCGAGAACAAAGUCUUCUUCCACUGCGACGCUGCGCAGGCCGUGGGCAAGAUCCCGCUCGACGUCAACGAGCUCAAGAUCGACCUCAUGUCCAUCUCUGGCCACAAGCUCUACGGCCCGAAGGGGAUCGGCGCGCUGUACGUGCGGCGGCGGCCGCGCGUCCGCAUCGAGCCCAUCUUCUCGGGCGGCGGGCAGGAGCGGGGCAUGCGGUCGGGCACGCUGCCGCACUCGCUCGUCGUCGGCUUCGGCGCGGCGUGCGACAUUGCGGGGCGCGAGCUCGAGGCGGACACGGCGCACAUCGCUCGCCUGUCUGCGAGGCUGGAGCAGGGCCUCGUCAGCCGCAUCCCGCACGUGGUGAUCAACGGGUCGACCGAGUCGCGCUACAAAGGCAACCUCAACAUCUCCUUCGCCUACGUUGAGGGCGAGUCCCUCCUGAUGGCGCUCAAAGACAUGGCCGUCUCCUCGGGCUCGGCGUGCACCUCCGCCUCGCUCGAGCCCUCGUACGUCCUCCGCGCGCUCGGUGUCGACGAGGAGAUGGCGCACACCUCAAUACGCUUCGGCAUCGGCCGCUUCACCACCGAGGCCGAGGUCGACUACGCGGUCGAGAAUUGCGUCAAGCACGUCGAGCGGUUGCGCGAGAUGUCUCCGCUGUGGGAGAUGGUGCAGGAGGGCAUCGACCUCAAGUCGAUUCAAUGGUCGCAGCACUAGCGGCGCGCAUACGCUAGCCCCCCCCCCCACCCGCCCACAAAGGUUCUCCACCCCUCCACACGUGACUUUCCUCACACGUUCGCCAGAUGCCCCAUUGAAACACUCUCUGUUGUGCAGUUAGAGAGCGGAAGCGGAACGGCUGACAUGCCGAGUCCUGAGAGAAUCUCUGGCGCGACACACGUGAGGUGACAGGUGUGUGUUUCUCACCAGAGACUCGGACGAGCCAUCUCGUUCUUUCAUCCUCGUGCUUUUGGCUUGUA
Molecule: messenger RNA, 1445 nt
Organism: Emiliania huxleyi CCMP1516
Lineage: Eukaryota; Haptophyta; Isochrysidales; Noelaerhabdaceae
Product: cysteine desulfurase NFS1
Exons: 9
Coding region: 16-1185 (389 amino acids)
Biological process (GO): [2Fe-2S] cluster assembly
Cellular component (GO): mitochondrion; cytosol
Molecular function (GO): pyridoxal phosphate binding; cysteine desulfurase activity
Source: RefSeq, a predicted model, not a curated record